Molecule: messenger RNA, 1539 nt
Organism: Balaenoptera ricei (Rice's whale)
Lineage: Eukaryota; Metazoa; Chordata; Mammalia; Artiodactyla; Balaenopteridae
Gene: PLLP
Product: plasmolipin
Exons: 4
Coding region: 147-695 (182 amino acids)
Biological process (GO): myelination
Cellular component (GO): membrane
Molecular function (GO): structural constituent of myelin sheath
Source: RefSeq, a predicted model, not a curated record
GCUUCUCUCCCAGACGCCGCGCGUAGCCCUGGGAGCCGUAUCGCGAGCGCGAGUCCCCUCGGAGGAGCCGCGCAGAAGCCGGCACCCGCCGCGGGGAGGGGUGGCGACGGCGGCGGGAGCAACCUCUGGAGGCGAGCGGAGCCGCCAUGGCUGAAUUCCCGUCUAAAGUGAGCACGCGGACCAGCAGCCCGGCGCAGGGAGGCGGCGCCGCGGUUUCGGCGCUGCGCCCAGACCUGGGCUUCGUGCGCUCCAGCCUCGGUGCGCUCAUGCUGCUGCAGUUGGUGCUGGGGCUGCUGGUGUGGGCCCUGAUUGCCGACACCCCGUACCACCUGUACCCGGCCUAUGGCUGGGUGAUGUUUGUCGCUGUCUUCCUCUGGCUGGUGACAAUCGUCUUCUUCAUCCUCUACCUGUUUCAGCUGCACAUGAAGCUAUACAUGGUGCCUUGGCCGCUGGUGUUAAUGAUAUUUAAUGUGGGCGCCACCAUUCUCUACAUCACGGCCUUCAUCACCUGCUCUGCUUCGGUUGAACUGACGUCCCUGAAGGGCACCGGGCAGUAUAACCAGCGUGCAGCUGCCUCCUUCUUUUCGUGUUUAGUGAUGAUUGCCUAUGGAGUGAGCGCUUUCUUCAGCUUCCAGGCCUGGCGAGGAGUAGGCAGCAAUGCAGCCACCAGUCAGAUGGCUGGCGGCUAUGCCUAAACCACCGGUGCCAUGGGCCACCCUGGGCCUGAAGGCUGUAGCCUGGUCCCUGUGCAGGUGGCCCCGCAAGCCCGAAGCCUGAGCCCUGCAUGGAGUCAGCCCGGAAGGGACUACACUUGCUCUUCUCUGCUCGUCAGACUCCUUGGGCUCACCCCACACUCCCAGGGAAUCAGGAUCCUUCCUCUGGCAGGCACAUGGGCUGGAGAGAGGCCAACAGCCAAGACCUCUCCAUCCUCCAUAUUCAGCAGAAGGUGAUGGGGGAUACAGGACUCUCUCUGCUUUGUCUUUAUGACUUCGGUGUCCAAGGCUGGGACCCAGCCUUCUCAUUGGCACUAAAUACACUAACAAUGACUCCAGACUUGCAGCCCACCAUAGAAUGAGCCUAACAAGCAGCAAUUAUUUAUCUCUGUUUUUGUUCUGGGAAGCUGAGCAAAUUCACGAAACCGUUCUGAUUCCUUAAAACAUAAUCCUGGCCUGACCCUCCCCCAAGCCAGCACGUCACUUGUAGGGAAACUUGUCGAAAGAGGGUUAUGAUGCUGACAGUAUAGUCUUCCUUUCCUACAUUUCAGACGUACCAGUUAUUUUAAACAAAUCAGUUUUAAGUGACUUCUCAAUGACGAAAAACUUAUCCAGGUUUCCCUCCCUUUCCCAAGCCCUUGUUUGUAGUUUUCCCUUUGGGAAAAGCUAACAUCAAUGCCUACUGCCUCCUUGACACUGUUCAUCAGGCACCUGGGACAUGAGGGAGGGAGGGAGGGAAAGCAAGGCCUUGCUAGUGAGUUGUCCUUUGCUUGGUGGCAACUUUGUUGUUUUUGUUUUUUUACAAAAAUAAAGAUGAAAGAACUUA